This is a messenger RNA of Eruca vesicaria subsp. sativa (arugula), 1838 nucleotides long. The record is from the annotation of a GenBank genome assembly. Lineage: Eukaryota; Viridiplantae; Streptophyta; Magnoliopsida; Brassicales; Brassicaceae.
AUAUAAUAACAUCUCAUCUUGUUUCAAUUUGGUACCUACACACAUAAAGUUCAUACAAAUUCUUCAUGGCUCUUCGCUGCUUAUCUCAAUCUUCAACAACUUUUUCUUAUCUUUCUAAGAACUGUGGAUUUCGUAUGCAUGGGACCAAGGCAGCAGCUUCUGUUGUAGAGGAACAUGUCUUGGAGAUGGUGGAGGCAGAGCGUGAUGAUGAAGAGUAUGCUGAUGUGGAUUGGGACAACCUCGGAUUCAGUCUUGUAAGGACAGAUUACAUGUUUGCCACCAGAAGUUGCAGAGAAGGAAACUUCGAACAAGGCUGCCUUAGCCGUUACGGCAACAUCGAGCUCAACCCUGCUGCUGGAAUUCUCAACUACGGGCAGGGACUUAUCGAGGGGAUGAAAGCGUACAGAGGAGAAGAUGGUAGGAUUCUUCUCUUUCGUCCAGAGUUAAAUGCUAUACGUAUGAAGGAAGGAGCAGAGAGAAUGUGUAUGCAUUCUCCUUCUGUUUAUCAGUUUAUUGAAGGUGUUAAGCAGACUGUUCUUGCAAAUAGACGUUGGGUUCCUCCUCCGGGAAAAGGCUCCUUGUAUCUCAGACCGUUAUUGUUUGGAAGUGGAGCAAGCUUGGGUUUGUCUGCAGCAUCAGAGUUUACAUUUCUUGUGUUUGGUUCUCCUGUUCAAAACUAUUUUAAGGACGGAACAGCAGCAUUGAAUCUCUACGUUGAGGAGGUGAUCCCACGAGCGUAUCUUGGAGGAAGUGGUGGCGUUAAGGCCAUUUCUAACUACGGUCCAGUGCUUGAAGUGAUGAGAAGAGCGAAAGCGAGAGGGUUUUCGGAUGUAUUGUAUCUAGACGCAGAAACUAAGAAGAACAUAGAAGAAGUUUCUGCUUCUAAUAUAUUCCUUGUCAAGGGGAAUACAAUAGUGACUCCAGCUACAAACGGGACGAUUCUUGGAGGGAUCACGCGAAAGAGUGUAAUUGAAAUUUCUCUUGAUCUUGGUUACAAGGUGGAAGAACGGGUUGUUCCGGUAGAAGAACUGAAGGAAGCAGAAGAAGUUUUCUGCACUGGAACUGCCACUGGAGUUGCUUCUGUUGGGAGCAUCACGUUUCAGAACACAAGGACUGAGUACAAAGUGGGAGAAGAUGGGAUUGUUACGAAGCAACUUAGAUCUAUUCUUGUUGGAAUACAGACUGGUUCUAUCCAAGACAUUAAGAAUUGGUUGUUUUACCCUCACGAUUAUAGAUCAAACGGCGAAGCGGCGGUCCCCUCCGGUCCGGUCAAACCCGUCGCCCAAACCGGUGUCUCUUCCCGCAAUCUCAUCUCAACGAAAUUAAAAGGCGCUGAUCGUAUUGCUUACGUUCAUACCCUCAAGGAGGAAGCGAUUCCGAUUGCGAACCAGACUGGGAUUAUGAAGGAUAACAUCAGCAUCCCCAUCUAUUUUGAAUUGAAUCCACAUUUGGCGUCUUAUAGCGUUGAGAAUCCCAUCUACGUUGUGAUGCAGUUAGCUCAAACAACUAUGCGUAGUGAACUCGGGAAGAUUACUCUUGACAAGACGUUUGAGGAACGUGAUAUGCUGAACGAGAAGAUUGUGGAAGCCAUCAAUGUUGCUGCAAAAGAUUGGGGUCUUGAGUGCCUUCGGGAUAUCAUGCCUCCUAAUGGAGUGAGGGUUGCUAUGGAAAUGCAAGCUGAAGCUGAGCGUAGAAAGAGAGCUCAGAUUCUUGGGUCUGAAGGAGAACACCAAGCCCAUAUCAACAUCGCUGAUGGUAAGAAAACUCAGAUAAUCUUGGAAUCAGAAGCUCCGAAGAUAAACCAAGUCAACAGAGCAUCAGGUUAUGAUACAACUUAA